AUGGAAACCGUAUUGACACGUUUUAACAGAAAGCUGGUACUCGAAGAUAGAAAAGUGAUCCUUUUUCUCGACAAUGCUCCCUGUCAUCCAGAAUCCAUUAUUGGCCAAUUCUCGCAGAUCAAGAUCGUCUUUUUACCGAAAAAUACAACUUCGAGGUUGCAACCACUGGAUGCAGGCAUCAUUCAAAAUUUCAAGGUCAAAUAUAGAAAAAGACUUGUUAAAUACGUAUUGGCAAGAAUCCAGGAGAACACAUCAGCAACUGAAAUUGUCAAGGCUAUCAACGUGCUUAAAUGUGGCAUCAAAAGAGAUAGCGAGGAGAUAGAAGAAAAUGACGGAGAUGAUGAUUUGGAGUUUGAGGCACUUGUAAAGGAAUUUACCACAGACUUAUCCGCAGCAGAAUAUGUCAACUUCGACGCAAACGUUCCAGCAUCAGAACCCAUGAUUAACGAAUUAGAAAUCGAUUGGCGACAGAAGGUCAGACAUGAUAGUAUCGAUGCAAUCUGCAAUCGAGAAAAGCCAGAUGAUCAGAUUCAGGAAAUUUUUGACGACGACCAAGAUUAUGAGGAUAAUGACGACUAUGGGCCAGAACAAGAAGAGCAGAUGAGCUGCAAAGAAAUCAUCACAACGUUGGACAAAAUGCGCCGUUGUACCGUCUUCGAUGAAGAAAGUCAAAAUGCUGACGGCAGUUACAAAAAAGAUUGA
This is a messenger RNA of Hydractinia symbiolongicarpus, 702 nucleotides long. Its product is annotated as tigger transposable element-derived protein 4-like. The record is from RefSeq and is a predicted model, not a curated record. NCBI's taxonomy places the organism in Eukaryota, Metazoa, Cnidaria, Hydrozoa, Anthoathecata, Hydractiniidae. The coding region runs from base 1 to 702 and encodes 233 amino acids. Gene Ontology annotation, molecular function: nucleic acid binding. The transcript is spliced from 2 exons.